This is a messenger RNA of Lodderomyces pseudojiufengensis, 1113 nucleotides long. It is a transcript of the gene BUR2, whose product is annotated as Bur2p. The record is from RefSeq and is a predicted model, not a curated record. The coding region runs from base 1 to 1113 and encodes 370 amino acids. The transcript has a single exon. Gene Ontology annotation, molecular function: cyclin-dependent protein serine/threonine kinase activator activity. Gene Ontology annotation, biological process: regulation of transcription by RNA polymerase II; positive regulation of DNA-templated transcription, elongation. Lineage: Eukaryota; Fungi; Ascomycota; Pichiomycetes; Serinales; Debaryomycetaceae. Gene Ontology annotation, cellular component: nucleus; cyclin/CDK positive transcription elongation factor complex.
AUGGCCAAUAAUGGGUCUUCUACAUCAUUAAAUCAUUUACACAACUCACAAAGAGAUCACGAAAGUAAUAAUCAACUCAAUAAAACUAUAGAUCAAAAUCAAAGGCGACCUAAUAAUGAUAAUAAUCAAAAUCAAAAAUCAAAAUAUCAUAAAUAUUCAAAAUCAAACAGUAUAUGGAUAUUCCCCGAGACUAUAGUAUUAAAUAAUACUCCAAGUCGACUAGAUAAACGUCCUAUAUCAUUAUCUCAUGAAUUAAGAUUAAAAGAAUCAAUUCAUGAAUUUUUAAUACGACUAGGUACAAAAUUAAAAGUUGAUGGUCCAACAAUAUUAGCAACAACUGUAUAUUUACAUAGAUUUUAUAUGAGAGUUCCAAUAACAGGAUCAAAAUAUUUUGUUACAUCAGCAGCUUUUGCAUUAUCAUGUAAAUUAAAUGAUAAUUAUAGACAACCAGAUAAAAUAAGUUUAAUAUCAUGUAAUUUAAAAAAUCCUUUACAACCAAUAAUCAACCAAAAAACUGGUCAAAAAUUACCACCACCUGUUAUUGAUGAACAAAGUAAAAUAUAUUGGGAAUGGAAAGAUCAAUUAUUAUUUCGUGAAGAAAUUAUUUUAAGAAAAUUAAAUUUUGAUUUAAAUUUUAAAUCACCAUAUCUUUUUCAAUUUAAAAUUUUAAAUAAAAUUCAUUUAGGUAUGGGUGAAAAAUUAUAUUUAAAAAAGAAAGAAAUUAUUAAAUCAACUAUAAAUUUAAUUGAAAUUUUAUCAAGUUUACCUAUAAUUUUAUGUUUUGAUAUUAUAGAAAUUUUUGCAACUUGUUUUAUAAUCAUUAUAGUUGAAAAUAAUAUGAAGAAUAAAAUUGAUAAUGGAAAUGAAAAUGGCAAUAGAAUUGAAAACCAAAAUGAACACCAAAAUGAUAAUAAUAAUGAUAUAAAAUUAUCUUCAAAUUUUAUAAAUGAUAUAUUAGAUACUGAUCAAGAUGUUAUAUUACAUUGUUUUCAAUUUAUAAAACAUUUAUUAAAAAUUUGUCAAGAAGAUCAAAAAUUUAUAAGUAAUAAAAUUGCAAGUAAAAGAAUUUUACCUAUAAAAACUGCUCAAAUUAUGGAAAUUAUUACAAGUUGA